Molecule: messenger RNA, 250 nt
Organism: Amoebophrya sp. A25
Lineage: Eukaryota; Dinophyceae; Syndiniales; Amoebophryaceae
Source: the annotation of a GenBank genome assembly
AUGUCGGCUAUUGCCCCGAAGAGGGCAUAUCUUUCUCUUUCCGAGUUCAAGCGCGUUGUGCGCGGGCUCGGGUUUGCACGAGCAAUCGAUCUGAAAAAAUGGCUAAGUUCCCCAGGGCGCCCGGCCCUUAUUCCGAAGUAUCCCCACUAUGUGUACAGGAAUGACGGGUGGACUUCUUACCUGGAAUCGAUGGGACGCGAGCCGCGCAGUCGCCGUAUUAGGCUCAGCCCCGAAGCACUGAGCAGUGCAC